This is a messenger RNA of Salvelinus sp. IW2-2015, 918 nucleotides long. Its product is annotated as chibby 1, beta catenin antagonist. NCBI's taxonomy places the organism in Eukaryota, Metazoa, Chordata, Actinopteri, Salmoniformes, Salmonidae. The record is from RefSeq and is a predicted model, not a curated record.
AGAUUCUUCCAUUAUUACCCGGUUGGGGCAAAAUGGAUCUUGCGCAGUAACCUGCAAGUCUGUAAAAAACAGGUAAAAAUCACCUAGCUGGGCGAAAAAGAGAAAGGAAGCCUCUGUUUACCAAUGAUAAGGAAUAAGAGCUAUCUAUAACGCCGCUGAUUAAGAAGAUGCCGUUUUUUGGCAACACCUUCAGUCCAAAGAAGACCCCUCCUCGCAAGUCUGUUUCUCUCUCCAAUCUGCACACGUUGGAUCGGUCUACGAGGGAAAUAGAGUUGGGUCUUGAAUAUGGAGCCCCUGUAAUGAACAUCGGGGGGCAGAGCUUGAAAUUUGAAGAGGGACAAUGGAUUGCAGAGUCUGGAGGGAAUGCAUCAGGGAAGGAGGUGCAGAGACUAAAAAAGAGGAACUUACAGCUUGAAGAGGAGAACAACCUACUGAGYCUGAAGAUUGACCUCCUGUUGGACAUGUUGUCAGAAACCACUGCAGAGUCUCACCUGAUGGAGAAGGAACUGGAGGAGGUGAAAAAUCACAGUCGAAGGAAGAAGUGAUGAAUAGAAAACUGAAGACGGGUUCCCAGUAACACUUGAAAAGGAAUGAAUUAAGAGGAAUGAGGAAGGGGAUAGAUAAGGGAUGGUGAUGGAUGGCAGUGUUAGUGACCAACUGUACUGUAAAAUUAGACUUAUCGUUAUAUGGAUUUUAAAUCAUUGAAGGUAUGAGAGUUUUUAAAUGUGCCCUAUCCUUUUAUGAAAAUGAAUUUCUUUGAUUCAUUAACUUUUGUAAGCAUUAUCGUAUCAGUGCUGAACUAUUUUAGAAUACUAUGAUUUAUAUUCAACGUCCUGUGUGUGUAUGGUUUUGGCAGCUGUGUGUAUUGGAAUAUUUGUUUUCAUAUCCUUUCUACUUUAAUAAAAGGUUUUAACUACA